AAAUCUGACAGAACUCGAACUCGCAGAAGCAUCAACAGACCAAAAGAGUUGAAAAUCCGCAACCUUUGUGCCAUAUCGUCGCCCCCCCCACAAUGUCCGCAUUCUGCCGGAUUUGCCGGGUGCAGAUCUUCUCGCAGCCGAUUCCGCUGUCCAACAGCUCGCUGCGGCAUUCCAAGCUGAUUUACGACAUGAUUUUCGAGUGCACCCAAAUUAUGCUCACCAAAGACAUCCGGCUGCCCCAGGUCCUAUGUCAAGCUUGCGCAAUCCGGCUAGACGAGGCGUUCGCCUUCCUCCAGCAGUGUCGCGAGUCGGAACAGAUGCUCGUAAAAACCCUCCCGGCGACGGAGUCGCCAGAAAAGCAAACGGUCACCGAAGCCGUCAAGCUAGAACUCCUCCCCGUCUCCUUCAACUCCUACGGGCACGUCCUGCUGGAAGCCAGCAGCAUCGAUCCCACCGGCAAAGACUGGAUGAGCGAGGCGCGGAAGCACCGCGAGCGUCAACGGAUAUCUACGGCGCGCCGGCGUGCCAACAUGACGCCCGAGCAGCGGGACAAGGAGCGCGAACGGGCCCGGAUACGACAGGCCCAGCGGAGGGCCGCCCGAAACGAUGACGAGGUUCGGGCGCAGCGGGAGCGCGACAGGGUACGGCAGGCCAUCAAGCGGGCCAAGUUUCGGGAGGUGGAGUUGGUUGGGCAGAAUCGACCGCAUGGCCAGAGCUACGCGCUUGAGCCGGGAAUAAAUCCGUUUGAAUAAGAAAAAAAAGUUGUUUUAUUCGUAAUUUUAGCUAAGGAUUGAAAAAUCAUCUUAAAAUUAUGCUUAGUCCAACGUCAAAACAAGAUGCU
This is a messenger RNA of Culex pipiens pallens (northern house mosquito), 841 nucleotides long. RefSeq lists its product as uncharacterized. The transcript has 2 exons. Gene Ontology annotation, cellular component: nucleus. The record is from RefSeq and is a predicted model, not a curated record. Lineage: Eukaryota; Metazoa; Arthropoda; Insecta; Diptera; Culicidae. Gene Ontology annotation, molecular function: zinc ion binding. The coding region runs from base 93 to 752 and encodes 219 amino acids.